GCGGCAAUGCACAGGCCGUUCAUAAAUGGAUAUUCUUCUAUGCAAGAAGUAAGUCCUGGUCAAGGUCGUGUCAAUCAAUUGGGUGGUGUUUUUAUCAAUGGUCGCCCUUUGCCCAAUAGCACCCGAUUAAAAAUUGUCGAAAUGGCAGCUGCCGGCACAAGACCCUGUGUCAUUUCGCGACAAUUGCGUGUCUCGCAUGGUUGCGUAUCUAAAAUUUUGAAUCGUUAUCAGGAAACUGGUUCUAUACGUCCAGGCGUAAUUGGUGGCUCAAAGCCACGUACUUUUACUCCUGAAGUUGAAAGUCGUAUUGACGAUUAUAAGCGAGCUAAUGCUGGCAUGUUCUCGUAUGAAAUUCGAGAAAAAUUGAUAAAGGACGGUGUUUGCGAUCGUACUACGGCGCCUUCUAUAUCUGCUAUAUCCCGUUUAAUACGGAGUCGUGAUGUACCGCAGAUGGAACGUGAUGAGUCGCAAAAAAUAUCUGGCUCAGAAGCGACGAAUUCCCACGAAGAUAUAUCCGAUUGUGAAAGUGAACCCGGGAUUGCUUUGAAACGUAAGCAACGUCGCAGUCGAACAACUUUCUCAGCUAUGCAGCUUGAAGAGCUGGAGAGAGCUUUCGAGCUUACACAAUAUCCAGAUAUUUUCACUCGUGAGGAACUGGCUCAACGCACAAAUUUAUCCGAGGCGCGAAUUCAAGUCUGGUUCAGUAAUCGUCGUGCUCGCCUACGCAAGCAAACUACUUCGUCAGGAACUGGUACUAAUUUAAAUCAAAUUUCGGUGAUACCAUCGGCAAGUUCUUCGUAUUCGGGUGUAUCCCAUCAAAUGCCUUAUGCCACUAUGAUACCAAAUGACGCAUCCGCCGCUGCAGCCGCCUAUUAUGAUUAUUACAACAACACUACUGCCGCAACCAAUCUAUCACCCAACACUACCAAUUCCAGUGUAACAUCAAUUACACCACCUCAUCAUCACCAAUUUUGUAGUGUCAACAAUGCCACGCAAUGCAUUAUAACAGCACCAAAUAUGAAUACAAUGACGGGGAAUCUUUCUUCGUAUAUGGUUGAAGCGGAUGCAAAUCAAACGAUAAUAAAAAAUGGCAGUCCUCCCAGUGAGGCGAACCUAACAACAACUUAUGGUACAUCAGGAGCACAAUUGCCGCCAACUCCGAACAGCUUAACAACUACGGCAGCUCCAUGUUCAAACUCUGGUCACGGUCACAGCACUGAAGAUGCUUACGGUGCGACGAUACUUAAAACGGAAAGUCCACCUCAUAUACAACAGCAAGGCAUUUAUCCCAAUUGGACAAAUACGCUGCCGCCAUCGUCAGCUUUAGUAACGACUAGGCCCCCAGCACCCCUUUCACCAGAGAGUUCGUUAAACUCCAAUAACUUAGAUGUUGUCCCGCUUACCUCCCUGGCAGGUCCCACAGCAUCUACAUGCUCCCAAAAUCAUAAUUUAUAUCAUCAUUCUCCAGCUCAAUAUGCGAAUUAUGCUAUCGGGGCUCACUAUCAUCACCAUUCCCAAUAUGGUUCUCAAUAUUCAUCAACCGCCUCGCAACAAUUACAGUUUCAUCAUAGUGGUGGUAUUGCAUCGCCUGCUGCCUCAGCACAUUUUAUGCAACAAAAUUUUACAAGUUUCGGUUCACCUUCCAAAGUUAAUUAUGCGGGCGUCCCUCCUACAUUUUCCUCACCGUGGUAUUAAAAAGUUUUGUUGAUCUGAGGUUGAAGAUUUAAUGUGCAAAACGGGCUUUUUCUUUUCUUAUGUAUAGUCUUCUAUUUGCUUUGGCUUUUUAUUUAAUUCCUCCAUUGUAGAACAUUAUGAAAGUUAGCCAAAGACAUCCCUUACGAAUUUUCAAUCUCUAAUCAUUUGUAUUCCAUCUUGAUUCCAUGUGAACUUCGGAAAUUAUGCAUGAGUAGCCGCGUAGGUAAGGAUCGUGAAUACCAAUCCAGUGUUCGCCGGUUCAAAUUUCAGUGCGGAAGCGUCUACUUUCACUCGUGGCUGUAGCGAGUGAAAGCAGAACAUUUGUCGAUUGGGCCCACAUCCACCAGACUGCGGCCACCGCCUCCCUCUUUCUUUCUCUUUCCUCUUCUUCGAAAAAAGGACAUCCCCAAAGUGUUUGGUC
This is a messenger RNA of Glossina fuscipes, 2116 nucleotides long. It is a transcript of the gene prd, whose product is annotated as segmentation protein paired. Lineage: Eukaryota; Metazoa; Arthropoda; Insecta; Diptera; Glossinidae. Bases 7 to 1695 code for a protein of 562 amino acids. The record is from RefSeq and is a predicted model, not a curated record. Gene Ontology annotation, molecular function: DNA-binding transcription factor activity, RNA polymerase II-specific; RNA polymerase II cis-regulatory region sequence-specific DNA binding. Gene Ontology annotation, biological process: regulation of transcription by RNA polymerase II; anatomical structure development. The transcript is spliced from 2 exons.